Messenger RNA from Stylophora pistillata, 4962 nucleotides. RefSeq lists its product as uncharacterized. Gene Ontology annotation, cellular component: membrane. Gene Ontology annotation, biological process: transmembrane transport. Lineage: Eukaryota; Metazoa; Cnidaria; Anthozoa; Scleractinia; Pocilloporidae. Gene Ontology annotation, molecular function: ABC-type transporter activity; ATP binding; ATP hydrolysis activity. The record is from RefSeq and is a predicted model, not a curated record.
AUUACAAGUUUCAUUUUUCGCCGCUCCAGGCAAGAACUCUGCGAAAAUGUCAGGGAAAUACGUUUUCGUUGGAGUCUUUAUCCUUCAAGUUGUACAGACAGUCAAGUCACUGGGUCAAUUGCAAAAGGUAAUUAUAAACGCUUCAGUUGCAAUUUGCAAUGACGAUUCACCUGCGGUGUUCUACAUCGGACAACUACCUACUGUUAACUGGAUUAUUUACUUCGAGAGCGGGGGACUUUGUUCAUCGAAGGCGGACUGCAACAAGCGAUAUUUGAACAAGAAUUCGACUGUGUUGAUGUCCUCGAGGCAUCUUCCGGAUAAAGUCACUGGAAGAGAUAUUCUGUCAUCUUCGGAAGGCGAUAAUCCGACUUUCUACAAUUAUAAUCAUGUGCUCGUCCCUUACUGUAGCAGUGACCUGUGGCUUGGCAAAAAAUCAGCGCACCGGAACGGAUCCUUUAAUUUUGUGAAUAACCCUUCCGUAGAUAACUUCAGUUUUAGAGGUCAUACAAUUUUUCGCUCAGUUUUCGAAGAAUUACGCACGAAAUACAACAUUUCCCUAGCAGAAUAUAUCGUGGUUUCGGGAAGUAGUGCUGGAGGUAUAGGAGUUUUAAAUCACGCAAAUUGGCUUACAACGGACUACACUAAAAACUUGACAUCAAAGCCUAGAUUUCUCUUCAUAAUAGACUCAGCGUGGUUUGUAAAUUUCCAAGAUGGCUUUAAAUCAAGAGUGAACUCUGAAUUUGGCGCAUUAGCGAAGAUUUCGUUGGAUGCAUGUGCAGAUAUGCGAUAUGGUUACGCGUGUUGUCUAUCCGCAUCAUGUCUCCUUGCGCACCACAUUUCAUCUGCGUUGCAAAUGGCGUUUAUCUUUAGUUUGUACGACAUUUAUAUGUUUGCAGACGUGCUUAAAAGGCUUGAAAGCCAGGGAAAGACGGCCGAAAGUAAUGUAGCCGACUUUUUAUCAGCAGUUAGUAUGUAUGGUGGGGCCAUGAAUGAAUCACUUGAAAUUCCCCAACGGCGUCACGCUAGUUUUUUUGUCCCGGCCUGUUUUCAACACACAUAUUUGAGUACGUCAAGUCUCUGGGACAAAGACAGUGUGUUAAAUCCUUUGGUAGAAGUUACCCGAAACAAUGGAAAAUUCAGUCAUAGAAUUAAAAGUGGAACUUGGUCAACGACAAAAAUUCCAAAUGGGACUUUGAGCCUCAGCAUUCAAGAUUUCUUAUCUACUUGGGUAAAAUCCAGUAAUACCACCUUCAAGGUGAUUGACAGUUGCAUUGGUGCACACUGCAAUCCAACCUGCCCAGAUAAGCUGAUUUUUGUGGAUGCAGGUGAAGUCUGGAGGGGUGUUGUCAAAGCAGUCAUCGUCACUUUCUCCUUGAUUAUCACUGUGCUCUGUUCUGGACUGAAAGCAAGUUUCAUGUUUUAUUAUUGUUAUUUGAUGAAAAGGCAGAAAAAAUAUCUCAACGAUAGUGAAACUUCUCAGGCAAGAAAGGAGCUUCCACUCUGCAAGGCGGACGAAACUGUUAGUAUAGCUUGCUUGUCCUUAACGUACGAAGUGGAUGUCAAGGAAAAGAAAAAGAAAGCUGAUAAUGAACCCAGUUCCGAAGAGAACAGUAGUGUGAUCAGAACAGAUCGGAGCAGUAGAACAUCGCUUACACUUCGAGGCUCAAUCUUGGAAGAAGACUCCGGCAGCGAUGGCCAAGAUUAUGAAGAAAGUGAAUGCCACGAGGUAGACGGCGAUUUUAACUCUGUUCCCCCCAAGUUUACGAAUGGUUCGACGAAUUUUGAAACGGAAUCGACAGAAACAUCCCAAGAAUUCCAAGCUGAGUCCUCGUUGAGCAACUUGGAUGGUCAUUCUACUUUGGGGUCCCAUACCGGAAGUGAAAUGGCACUGUUACAAGGUAGGAACAGUGACAUGCGACAAAUCCCCUUGGACUUGGCUGACGGUAGCUCGUCAAGGAAGCAAAUUCUCAAAGGUGUGUCGGCAUAUUUCAAUACCGGAGAGCUGGUGGCGAUCAUGGGACCAUCUGGGUGCGGAAAGACAACGCUAUUAGACUUGCUGACAGGAAGGCGACGCAAUGGACAUUUUGAGGGGCAGGUAUAUAUCAACGGAGUGGGACUGGGUCAAGUACAGGACUGGUAUGCUCGUAAGAUUGGUUAUGUGUUACAGCUCGCUGUACCUUACUAUGAGGAGCUCACCGUCCGGCAGAAUCUCUUCUUCGCUGCUCACAUGCGAUUGCCAAAAGAAACGAGUGCUGCUAAGAAAUACGAACGCGUUGAACAAAUUAUUGCCGAGACUGGACUGACACAAUUGGCCAACACGGUUGUUGGAGGAUCAACGGGACUGGGAUUGAGCGGAGGGCAAAAGCGUCGCCUCUGUGUAGCUCUCCAGUUGAUUAACAUGCCCUCAGUACUUUUUCUUGACGAACCAACCUCAGGUUUGGACGCGUCAUCUUCCCUGGAGCUGUUGAAUCAUCUCAAUCUUGUUGCUGAGUCAGGCAGACUUGUUAUUCUCACCAUACAUCAGCCCAGGCUGGAAAUCUUCCAUCUUUUUCACAAGAUUCUUUUUCUGUGCGAUGGUGAGGUGGCGUACUAUGGGGAACCCUCUAUGGCACCAGAACUUUUCAUCAAAGCCUACACUGCAACCUCUACAGAGUACCAGCUGAGUGAAGAAGCACCGAGAAUUGACGCCAAAAAUCCCGCAGAUACUAUCAUGGAUUUACUGAACUGCGGUGUAGCUCGUCGUGCCAUUUUAGAUUACUACCAAAGAAGCGGUGAGCCACUAGCAGUCCAAGAAGCCAUAAAGACAUCACAGGAAAAGGCCAGCAAAACAGUUACCAUGGAAAGAAUGAAAAUGCUUGUCGAUGGAGCCGGAUCAUUUAACAGAAUCUUUGUGUUAGAGAGCAGAACUUCUGUGAAGCAGACUCUGGGACAGAUCUUGUACUUUCCAUUAAUAUUUUUCACAUUUGGGAUCAUUGUAGGAACUGUGUACUGGCAAGCAGAGGAGAGAGAUGGAAUUCUGCUGAUGUCAGCCUAUUGUGUGUACUGCUGUGCAAGUCCUUUGUUUCUUAGCUCCGUUCUCAUGGCUCACCUUAAUAAAGCAUUGGAUAUUUUUCGCCUUGAACGUCAAGACGGCUACGGCAGAUCUUACGAGAACGUUGUACAAACGUUUGUGCGGACAACAGCUUUAUGUGCCUUACCGGUGAUUAUAUGCUCCACCAUGUCUUACUUGAUGGUUAUGACGUCGUAUGAUUUGUGGAAGUUCUUGUUGGUAACAAUUAUCUCAUUGGUUUUAAACCAAACGUGGAUUGCAGUCUACAUGAUGGUGAUUUGUGCACAUCCGGGAAUCGCUCAUCGCAUUUGUCCGAUGGUGUCCGCCAUCGGAGGUUUUGCGGGUGGUUUUUUAGUACCCAGACCCCAGAUGCCAGUUGGAUACAACCUCUUAUUUUACAUCAAUCCCCAAUUCUAUGGCUACUCAGCAAUGACUAAAGUGCUGCUGUUAAAUGUUCGACUGAAAUGUGAAUACGAGUCUGCCCUAAACUGUAUUAGCACGGAUGGUAAUGCUGUGCUGGCCAGGUUUGGGUUUGACACUGUCAAUGUCUACGAACACUUACUGAUCAUGUUGGGGAUGACAUUACUAUCUUUGCUUCUCUCUUGGUUGUUUUUAGAAGCGAAAAACUUCACCAUCCCCUCCCCCUCCCCAACUAAAACUCCCCCAGUCUUUCUAACCGAGCAUGAAGAGGAGAAGUUGGAGGUUACGGUUGAGCCGAUGACACCAAUUGAUGAAACCCCAGUCGGCGAGGACAAGGAUGAAAUAGAACUGGAGAUGCCCAUAAAACCAUUUAGCCGCAACCGGAGAUCCGCAAAAUCCAGGCUUGGACUAAUCAGUGGCAACCAAGGUUUCCAUUCUGUCAAGCUUCCCUUGCACAGACGUCAGUCACGUGACGCGGACAGCGUCCUUAACACCCAACAAACAAUUGAUGGCGAGAAUCUUAACUACGUUGUACGCCGCAGGCGAUUGGUGAGCGUCUCAGGGAAAGAACUUUGGAGAUCCACCAAACAACGUGUUGAGGAGAGGAAGAUUGACUUUGACAAGCGUUUAUCACAAGUUGAGCAAAUUGCACGGCGUUACACGAUAAAACACUCGCAAUCCGUACGAAGGAAAGCGAAGGAGAAGGCGGUUUUUGCUCGAAGAAGUACCAUGGCUGCCUCGGCUUCAAAUGAAGCUAACAGGCAGGAGUUUAUUACUAAAAGAAAUGGUCGCUUCCAAGAUAGGGGAGAGCUGUUUCAGAAGGUGAUUGAAGAAUCGGUGGACGGAGGAAGCGGUGAGGAAUACAAGGAUGAAGUGCGAGACGUUCUUAAGCAGGAGGCUGAAGCUAGAAAGAGGCAAAGCGAAGUAAGAAGUGCUACUGGAUCCAGUGCAGAAGAUGUCUUGCAGUUACACACUGUGGAAAAAUCUUUCGACCAUGAAGCUACAGGAAUUGAAAUCCAAGAACAAGGACGAUCCAGAGGAGAUGAGGAAGGCGCUGGAAUAGGAGAUCCGCAACAAGCGUCUGGUUGUGAAGUUCAGAAGGACAAACAAAGAUCUCCGAAGAAAGUCUCCAUCAUAAAAUUUACCAGAGGAGACGAGGAAGGCGCUGAAAUAGGAGAUCAGCAACAAGCGUCUGGUUGUGAAGUUCAGAAGGACAAACAAAAAUCUCCGAAGAAAGUCUCCAUCAUAGAAUUAACUGAAAGUCUCGAUGUCUGAUAUGGCGGAGUUUCCUGAAUUUUGCAAUUGCUUGAUAUCAAGGACGACACAUGCAGAUAAAAAGUAGGAGAACCAGACUAUAAUUUUAGAAGGAUUGCAUUUUGUAUUCUGAAAUGUGCUGAUAACUGCUAAGAUCGUGAAUGAUAAAUAAAUCAAUAUUUACUCAUAAGUUGUGAUUUCAAAUAAGGUAACUGAAAUUAAAGCCUUCCUACUUAAAA